Molecule: messenger RNA, 3036 nt
Organism: Syngnathoides biaculeatus (alligator pipefish)
Lineage: Eukaryota; Metazoa; Chordata; Actinopteri; Syngnathiformes; Syngnathidae
Gene: spcs2
Product: signal peptidase complex subunit 2
Exons: 8
Coding region: 1-1587 (528 amino acids)
Biological process (GO): double-strand break repair; protein targeting to ER
Cellular component (GO): signal peptidase complex; site of double-strand break; nucleus
Molecular function (GO): nucleosome binding; ubiquitin-protein transferase activity
Source: RefSeq, a predicted model, not a curated record
AUGGCGGCCGCGGCGGGGACUGGCCGACGCUCCGGAAAGGCGACCGACGCGGCGGCCGGAGGCUCCCGCUCCGCUCUGGGACUCGGAACCGCGGACGUGCUCGACGCCGCCCGCCCGACGGCGGAAGACGCCCGCUGCUGCUCGCCCCGGCGGCGCCGGAGCGGGGAGGCCGCCGAGCCCGAGCGGAGAGGCGGCGGGGCGGCUGGCUGGAGGGACGCGGCGGAGCAGGAGGAGGAGGAGGAGGAGGACCGGGACCGGGACCGGGACCAGGACCCCCGCGCUCGUCCUCCUGACGUGUUCGUUUGCCCAAGUGCGGUCCACAAGUCGACGGAAGGCCCGUCGGCAAGUCCCAGCGUGAAGCACAAGCUGUCGGCGUGCGACGAGCGAGAGGACGCCAGGAGGCGGAGCCUCCGCAAAGACGAGGGCGGCCCGCUCCAACGCGGGGACGAUUGCGGCGUCCUGUCCGACUCGGAGAACGAGGAGCCCGUGACCCGGCGCAUCAGGAGGGUCUCGGCGUUCGUGAGGAGAGGCCGGACGUCGUCGGGCGUCGCCGGCGGCUCGCAGAGGAGUCGCAGCUGCACGGAGGCCGGCGACGACAGGGGACGGAAAAGCAAGGGGGGCUCCGCACCCGCCGCCGCGCCAGACACGGCGGGGGCGACUCACAGCUUCGCGGCCGGAAUCCUCCUGUCGUCCGAGAACAGUCGCUCCGCCUCGGCGCCGGUCGGCGCCCCCGAGCGGCGGCCCGCUCGGCGCGCCGGGCCGCCGCCGUCAAACGCGGCGCCCGAGCGCUCGGUCAGCCCGGAGAGCAACGACAGCAUCUCGGAGGAGCUCAACCAUUUUAAGCCCAUCGUGUGCUCGCCCUGCACGCCGCCCAAACGGCUGGCGGACGGCCGCCUGCUGGAACCGGCCGUGGUCAAGUCCACGCCCCGGAACCUCACGUGGCGCCUGCACAAGCCCACGAGCUACGAGGCCAGCCCCGCCGUGCUGCAACGCUGGCGCCAGAUCGAGCUGGACCGACAGAGCUGCAAGGUGGACACCAAGGGGACGCUGACCAGCCCCGUCAAGGAGAUGCAAGAGGGCGGCGGCCCGACGCCCUCCAACAAGAGGAAGCUGCUCUUCGACCACCCCGCCGGGGACGCGCAGACCCUCAAGGUCCGCGUGCCCGCCGUCCGCUACGGCGGCGACUUGACCUUUUGUGGGAAUCCCGACUUGGAGUUGGGGGACGGCGUCGGGGCCUUGUUCGGCCGCAGACAUUCCUUCUCCCCGUACGCCCGCAAGUCCGGCUUCCAGUCGUGCAAGCUGGCGCCCAAGGACCCGUUGAGCCCCCGCGAGGAGGCCGGCACCUCCAAGCGGAGCGGGAAGACCAAACAGCAGGACUCCGCCGCCCCCGACCCCCAGGUCUGCGAGGCCGUCCGCCGGGAGAGGAGGGACCGGGCGCUCGCCCUCAAGCUCCAGAGACAGUUCGACCGCGAGAGCGGCCCCCGUCCCGCCGGCCCCGACAACUACUUCCUGCGCUCCUGGAUGGCCAGUCACGGCCGCAGGAGGCGUGGCCUGCGACGCUCGCGCCGUAUCAGCAAACGGCGCUAAGCCGACGCCGAGACGUGUUGGUUGGGAUGCCCCCGAAACCCGAGAAAAUUUGCUUCGACAGAACCUUGGCAAAAUGGCGGACAAAAGUCAGGAAGAAUGCAAAAUAAUCGGGGGUGGUGCAGUAUUUGAGUCCCACGCCGAGGCCGUGCUUGAUUUUUUUUCCCUCUUGAGUUUCAUCUGAAUUAUCGCUCUAACUAACUACUGUAAAUUGAAAAUGUUUGGCGAAGGGCUUCGUUCUCCACAUGCCAGCUUUAAAACGGAUUCUCAUGACAAUGCAAAGUAGCUGUUUGGAUUCAUGUAGCAGAGACUUUUUGGUGCCAAAUCAAACUGUGACAUUUUGUAAUGAUUAAAAAACCAAAAAGAAAGUGUUUGACGCUUGUCGAUGGCGCUCUCCCGUCAAAACGACAUUCCGAGCACGUCUGAAGCGGAAUGCCGAGGCCGGAUCGCAUCGAUACCGGCCUGAAAAUAUCCACCGGGUACUUUCCGCCGUGCGCGUCAGAGCGCCGACCUUCGCUCUUCGUCUGGCCUUUCCGUGUCGAGGCGGAAACCGAGAAAGGAGCGAAAGGCGGAACCCCGGAGUACCCUUGUGUGGAUAAGUAAUCGUGUCCGAAGAAUUAUUUCAUCAUGAGUCAUAUUCCAAUACAAAAGGUAUUUGUCACCUCAGAAAGUAUCAAAUAUGCGCAUAUCUUGAGAGAAAUUCAAUGGAAUUCAUUUUUUUAAAUGUUCAUAAGUCAGAAGUGCAUUCAAAGCAAAACAAAACAUUUGUUCUGCAAAGGUUGACUCAUUUUUCUGCUCCAAAAACAAAAUUUUUUUUUUAAUUUUAUUUAACAUUGUAUAGAAGCAUUUGAAUUUUUUUUUUUUUUUUGUGAUCACUUUGUUUAUUUAUGAUGGGGAAAAUUUGUUUGGUUUGUCGGGGGGGGGGGGGAUUAAUUCUGUCCUGACUUUGAAAUAUUUAAUAAAAAAAUUAAACCUCACAAAAAGCACUCCAACAUCAUAAACAUGAAUUGGUAUUUAGGAACAUUUGCAUCUUUUCAUUUUGAAAAGUAUCAGCAAUAUCCCGACCCGGAUCGAUACCAAAACGUGCCGUAUUGCCUUCCAAAAGCAGAGAAAAAAAAACGGGAACGACCGUUUGCCCAUUUUCUGAGCUGCUUAUCCUCACAAGGGUCCCAGGCAUUCGCCACUCCCGGCAGCAUUUCGGGCGGGACACGCUUCCCUGCGAUACGAUUGGCAGCCGACGACCUUUGUAGAAAACGAAAGCUUUGGAAGCUUUCCGACGUGUUCUUGGCCGAUGACGGAUUUCAGCGGUUGGCCGUGGAGAAUCGACGAGAAGCCGGUGAAGAUCGACAAGUGGGACGGCGCCGCGGUCAAGAACUCGCUGGAUGACGCCGCCAAGCAGGUCCUGCUGGAGAAGUACGGCUACGUGGAGAACUUCGGCCUGGUGGACGGCCG